Messenger RNA from Arvicanthis niloticus (Nile rat), 3210 nucleotides. It is a transcript of the gene Narf, whose product is annotated as nuclear prelamin A recognition factor. NCBI's taxonomy places the organism in Eukaryota, Metazoa, Chordata, Mammalia, Rodentia, Muridae. The record is from RefSeq and is a predicted model, not a curated record.
GUGGAUGAAGACAACAAAGGGUCGCAGGUCGCUAGCGGGCGGCAGGCGGCGGUGUUCCAGUCUUCCUUAUUCCUCUCAGCUUAGGCGCGUCGGCCUCCCGCAAGUCCCACUCCAGAUGAAGUGUGAGCACUGCACACGAAAGGAAUGUAGUAAAAAAUCAAAAACCGAUGACCAGGAGAAUGUGUCCGCUGAUGCACCCAGCGCAGCCAAGGAGAAGGAAGAGGCAAGUAAACAUUUCGGUUUCGGGUCAGCCUAACGUGAAUGGAGUGGCUACUGUUGUUGUUUCUUCUGUCAAGGUCUCAUGUUACCUUGACCUUCACUGCUCUAAGAAAGACUGAAGGAAAAGUGAAGGGAGAAUUUCAUAAGUUGGCUGAUGCAAAAGUCUUUCUGAGCGACUGCCUGGCAUGUGACAGCUGUGUGACUGUGGAGGAAGGUGUCCGGCUUUCCCAGCAGAGCACCAAGGACUUCUUCCAGGUCCUGAAUCUUAAUAAGAGAUGUGACACCUCAAAGCACAGAGUGCUGGUUGUGUCUGUGUGUCCUCAGUCUCUACCUUAUUUUGCUGCUAAAUUCAACCUCAGUGUCACUGAUGCAUCUAGAAGGCUGUGUGGCUUCCUCAAAAGUCUUGGAGUGCACUAUGUGUUUGAUACCACCAUCGCUGCAGAUUUCAGCAUUCUGGAGAGUCAGAAGGAAUUUGUACGUCGGUAUCACCAACACAGUGAGGAACAGCGUGAGCUGCCCAUGUUGACCUCUGCCUGUCCUGGUUGGGUCAGAUAUGCUGAGCGGGUGCUGGGACACCCCAUCAUCCCGUAUCUCUGUACUGCCAAGUCCCCCCAGCAGGUCAUGGGCUCCUUGGUGAAGGAUUACUUUGCCAGACAGCAGAAUCUGUCUCCAGAGAAGAUCUUCCAUGUUGCUGUGGCCCCUUGCUAUGAUAAGAAGCUGGAAGCGCUCCGAGAGGGACUGUCCACUACCUUACAUGGUGCGAGGGGCACUGACUGUGUGCUGACCUCAGGUGAAAUUGCUCAGAUAAUGGAGCAAAGUGACCUCUCGGUGAAAGACAUUGCUGUGGAUACUUUGUUUGGAGAUGUGAAGGAGGUAGCGGUCCAGCGUCAUGAUGGAGUGAGCUCUGAUGGGCAUCUGGCUCACGUCUUCAGACAUGCAGCCAAGGAGUUGUUUGGCGAGCACGUGGAGGAGAUCACCUACCGUGCACUGAGAAACAAAGACUUCCAUGAGGUUACCCUUGAGAAGAAUGGGGAGGUCUUACUGCGCUUUGCUGCAGCAUACGGCUUCCGCAACAUCCAGAACAUGGUCCUGAAGCUCAAGAAGGGCAAGCUCCCAUACCACUUUGUGGAGGUCCUCGCGUGUCCCAGAGGAUGCUUAAAUGGCAGAGGCCAGGCGCAGGCUGAGGAUGGCCACACAGACCGUGCACUACUGCAGCAGAUGGAAGGGAUCUACUCCGGCAUCCCCGUGCGGCCCCCAGAGAGCAGUGCCCACGUGCAGCAGUUGUACCAGGAGUGGCUGGAGGGUACCGAAUCCCCCAAAGUCCAGGAGGUGCUGCACACCAGCUACCGGAGCUUGGAGCCCUGCACAGACAGCCUGGAUAUCAAGUGGUGACAAAGCCUGAAGGGCAGGAGGGGACAGCUCUGAGUGGAGAGUGGUGGGUGCUUCAAGAAACAACGGGUCACUGCAGCUGUGCCAGCACUCCAGGACACGCAGUUCCACGGUGCUAUCUUUGUAGUGUGUGAGGGAGAGGAAUGUUUGCACAUGGGAGAAGCAUUUUCCCUCUCUGCCUAUCCUUUUAUCCCAAGAUUGUGAGAAAGAUCCCAAAGAGGCCAGGGACAUACCCCUGAUUUACAGGUUUAAAAAAAAAAGUUCAAAAUGUGUUCUUAAAGAAUCAGACCCUGGGGUUGUGAUCCAGGAGCCUAAGAUUAUUGCUGCAGAAAUGGAGACGUAAGCAAGGGCCAGGCUGUUGCAUAGUGGAUAACUAUGGCCUUUAUAGAGGCCCAGGCUUCUGGCCCAAUUUGGCUCUUUUACUUGUAUACAGUUUUUAAAAUAAUUUUGAAUUCUGGGGCCAGCAAGAUGGCUCACUGGUACCAGCCUUAGUUUGAUCUGUGGAACCCACAUGGUGGACGGAGAGACCAUGCCCACAAGUUAUCCUCACAGGCACCAUGGUAUACACAUGUAACACUGAGACCACACCCCCAAAUAACCAUAAAGAACAUUACAGUAGUUUUAAGUCCUUGUAACAGUGAGCCAUAUUCUUCAUAGUCACCGAAGGCCAGCAGACUUGGCAAGCUGGGCACUGGUGUGCAUGAGUCAUUCUUUUACUUGACCUGAUAGUAGCUUUGAGUUAGACUCACCUCAGAAGAAAGGCUGCCAAGGAUGGCAUGCAUUAUGCCCUGCAUUUGAUGCAAUUUAUAUUUAAAAAGAAAUAAGUAGAGAAUUAAGAGGGUAGCCCACCAAGGCUUUGGGGCUCUAAGGUAGGUGCAGCUCACUGGCUACUGCUGUGGGGCAGGAAGAUGAAGCUGAGGCUCCAUGGUCCCUGGAAUGGGUGACACAGCUUUGUAAUGUCCAGCUUCCUCUACACACUCCCCAGUGCCUUCUCACAUGAACAGGCCUGGAGUGCCCCUCUUCUCCACAAAGCCCACUGAUCUGGGACAGCAUCCCUUCAGCCCUCACUACUGCUAGUAUGAGCAUGCCUUAGGGGAAUCGGUAUGUCCACACAGAAAUAGCUGCCCAAUGGUGGGACUCACAGAAUCAUGUGACGCAUUCUAGAGUCCAUCCAGGAGAUAAAGGGGUUUGAUGAAGCCCCUGAAUUUUGCUCAGUAUGUGACUACCUUGGCCCUCAGUAUUGUCAGCUCUGGCUUAUGUUUUGUUACUCCUGUGAGUCUGUCUAGGAACAUAACUGGAUAUGUUGUUGUAAACCAGUGGUUCUCAACCUGUGGGUUGUGACCCCUACAAAGGGGUCACAUAUCACAUUACAAUUCAUAACAGUAGAGAUACUACAGUUAUGAAGCAGCAACAGAAUAAUUUUAUAAUUGUUUGGGGGGGGGGGGUUUACCACAACAGGAGAAACUAUAUUAAAGUGUCGCAGCAUAGGAAGGUUGAGAACUACUGUUAUAAAUUAUGAUUUUUUUUUUUUUUGCUUUUAGUCUAUAUGCCUGGGUAUCUAUUCCCAAAGUAAUUGGUUAUGGAAUAAACAAUGCAACGGGG